Dentiscutata heterogama is the source of this 204-nucleotide messenger RNA. Lineage: Eukaryota; Fungi; Glomeromycota; Glomeromycetes; Diversisporales; Gigasporaceae. The record is from the annotation of a GenBank genome assembly.
AUGGAUAUAAAUUCAUUGAUUAUUUCAACUGAGCUCUCACAGUCUGAUCAUGAACAAUCAGAUAUCGAAGACUGUUAUGAAACAUCUGAUGACUAUGAAAUGACGGAUGAUGAGCGUUCAAGUAAUAGAUUAGUUGUUUCUGAAGAACAUGCAUUAAAGAAAAAACGAAACCGUGGGAUGAAUUCAAAGACUAUUUUAGAAAAG